Messenger RNA from Hydra vulgaris (swiftwater hydra), 776 nucleotides. RefSeq lists its product as uncharacterized. Gene Ontology annotation, cellular component: nucleus. The record is from RefSeq and is a predicted model, not a curated record. Gene Ontology annotation, biological process: central nervous system development; regulation of transcription by RNA polymerase II; brain development. Gene Ontology annotation, molecular function: RNA polymerase II cis-regulatory region sequence-specific DNA binding; DNA-binding transcription factor activity, RNA polymerase II-specific. NCBI's taxonomy places the organism in Eukaryota, Metazoa, Cnidaria, Hydrozoa, Anthoathecata, Hydridae.
UGCAAGCUUUUCUACAAAUCAUUUUGCUUUUCAAUAUGAGAAAACUUAACUCACAAAAAACUACUGAGGAAAAUUUAAAACGGUUAGAGACAUUUUUUCUUAAAAAUCAAUAUCCAGACAGCAAUGAAAGACACCAAAUUGCGAAAACACUAGGAAUGCAUCCUAAAAAGGUUCACAUAUGGUUUGGGAACAGACGAUCGCGUUGGCAUUCAAUGAAAGCAGAACAACUUAAUGGAGAAAAUAAAAGAUUGAGAAAAGAUCAAACAAGUUUCGAAAACUUACAAAAGCCAUUCAAAUUAAUCCAUUCACCUCAAAUGCUAAAACCAAACGUACUUGAUAAAUUGAAUAAAGAUAAACAAUUUCUCGGAGUAAGCAAAGAAAAAUAUCGCAAAAAAAUAAAAAAAGAUAAAAUAGAAAAAGAUAGUAACUACGGAGACAACACAGAUAAGAUUCAUUAUGAGUUCAGAAUGAAUAAAGCAGUUGUUAAAAAUCAAAAUACUAAAUUGACAAACAAACAAAAGUUAGCAACCAUAUUUACUGAAACAAGUAAUUUUAUUAAAGAACACAUAUUGCAUAUUGCUAUGGCUGACGAAAUAUCUGACCAAACCUACGUCAACACCGUAACUACUUGCGAGGCAAAGAGUAUACGCCAAGUUAAAUGUUGCAUGGAGCCCAUACCAUUAAUAAUACCUUAAAUAAUAUACAAGUAUGUUAACUAUAUACAAAAAACUUGUUGAGAGAUAUUUAUUCUUUUAAAUAAAAUAUUCUUUGAUAAA